AUGGCGAACAAGUUUGGUUUAGAUUCUUUACCUUUAGAUACUAAAAAACCUAACACUACAGCAUGGAUAAAUAAAGCAAAACCUUAUUUUGUGGAUCAAAUUGGAGAUAGUGUUUUGAGUCCAUCCAAGUACAUUGUAUCUGUCAAAAACAAGAAAUUGAAGCACAUCCAUCACUAUCCAUUACUAUUACUUGAUGAACCUGAAUUGGUUUUAAAAGGGUUAAUAAAACACAAGACGAUCUAUUAUGGUCUGGAAGCUGUUCUCUUUUUGCUUUUUGUUCUUUUUGGUGGGAGUAUAGAAGGCCGAGGAAACAUUGUUCCUUUCGUCAAUCUCCUCAGCACUUCUAUUUUCAUCUCCCUGGGUUUACUUGGAGGCAAGGAUGCUUGCUUUGAUGAAGCUUUACCAGGAGGCAAGGAUGCUUGUUUUGAUGAAGGUUUACUAGGAAGCAAGGAUGCUUGUUUUGAUGAAGGUUUACCAGGAAGCAAAGAUGCUUGCUUUGAUGAAGCUUUACUAGGAGGCAAGGAUGCUUGUUUUGAUGAAGGUUUAUUAGGAGGCAAGGGUGCUUGA
Lottia gigantea (owl limpet) is the source of this 567-nucleotide messenger RNA. RefSeq lists its product as hypothetical. The coding region runs from base 1 to 567 and encodes 188 amino acids. The transcript is spliced from 3 exons. Lineage: Eukaryota; Metazoa; Mollusca; Gastropoda; Lottiidae. The record is from RefSeq and is a predicted model, not a curated record.